Messenger RNA from Capsaspora owczarzaki ATCC 30864, 669 nucleotides. RefSeq names its product potassium channel tetramerisation domain-containing protein. The record is from RefSeq and is a predicted model, not a curated record. The transcript has 2 exons. NCBI's taxonomy places the organism in Eukaryota, Filasterea, Ministeriida, Capsasporidae. Gene Ontology annotation, biological process: protein homooligomerization. The coding region runs from base 1 to 669 and encodes 222 amino acids.
AUGGGGCCACGGGCACAAGGCCACCCAGCUACCACCACGCCACACAUACGGUUUUCCACGUCGCUGGAGACCCUGACCGGUCUUGAGCCCGAUUCCAUGCUCGCAGCCAUGUUCAGCGGCGACUUUCCAAUUCGGCAGGACCCGGAUGGCUGCUACUUUAUCGACCGUGACGGCACGCACUUUCGGCACAUUCUCAAUUAUCUCCGUUAUGGGCGCGUCCACAUUGCGUUAACGUCCCUGACACGCGACACGCUCAUGCAAUUGCGCGAAGAGGCAGAUUUCUUCCAGCUCCGCGGCCUGCUGCAACUGCUCCCAGAAGGACGCGAUCCGAGCGUUUCAGCGCUCACCCAAGCAGACCUUGCGUUUGGCCGGCACAUUGUCGAGACAGUCACCAAAAAGGUGCAGGUGCCAGAGUACUUUGUAGCGCGCGAAAGUCUGCUUGAAGUGUUCCGGUCGGAAGCGAAUCGCGGGAAUCUCAUCUGGCAACGACGCCUCUACCAUCACAACUUUAUCAAGCAUCCGUGGCAGCCACUCCAAGAGCCCAACUUGCGUAGCAUCAUGCAGCACGAGUUUCUGCGCAUGGGACUCGAGCUGAAGUACACUGAGCGCUUGGUGCUGGGGACGAGUGAAAAGUUUUGCGAUUUCGAAGGGAGCGUUCGUUUUACAUGA